ACCUUAGAGUAUUUGUCCCUUUCCGCCACCACGCGAGGCCCGCACCAAGAUGGCCAAGAAAAACAAACCUAAGACCUUGGAUAACGAGGAUGACGGGGGCGCUGAAGAGGAGGAGCCAGAUUUUAGUGAUCCUGAAGAUUUCGUUGAGGAAAUCACCGAGGAAGAACUUCUCGGAGAUUUGUUACGCCAAAAGCCGAAGGAAACUGAUGGUGUAGAGUCUGUUAUCAUAGUUGAUGGAGUGCCGUCAGUUGGCGCUGAGAGGCUGGAGAAACUGAAAAAUGUUGUUCGUAAAAUCUUCAAAGAAUAUGGCACCCUCCUCAAUGAAUUCUACCCUAUGAAUGAGGAGGGCAAGACAAAAGGAUACAUCUUCCUUGAGUUCAAGGAUCGUGCAGCUGCUGAAGAAGCUGUGAGACAACGUAACAACUACAAACUGGACAAACAGCAUACUUUCCUCUGUAAUCUUUUCACUGAUUUCGACAAGUAUGAAAACAUUCCUGAUGAAUUUGUUGCACCAACACCUCAGCCAUACAAAGAUCUGGGAAAUAUGAGCUUUUAUCUACUUGAUGAAAACUGCUUUGACCAGUUUUCAAUUAUCUGUGAUGGCGGUACAACCACUGCUAUCUACCUUAAUUCUGUUCCGGAAGCUGUAGAAAUUGCUAAGAGAGAGAGAUGGACAGAAACUUAUGUUCGGUGGUCUCCGAGAGGAACUUACCUGGCCACUUUCCAUGGCAAAGGUAUUGCUCUUUGGGGUGGGGAAGAAUUUCACCAAGUUCAAAAGUACAGCCAUCUAGGUGUCCAGUUUAUAGAUUUCUCUCCAUGUGAAAAGUACAUUGUGACCUUCUCCCAACAUGUUGACCAAAGGUCUGAAGAGCCCCAAUCCAUAAUCAUUUGGGAUGUCCGCUCCGGCCAAAAGAAACGUGCCUUCAAUGCAGAGAAGCCUCCAGUUUGGCCAGUAUUCAAGUGGUCUAAUGAUGACAAAUACUUUGCAAGAAUUGGUGAAGAUAUGCUUAGUGUUUAUGAAACUCCAUCAUUUGGUCUACUAGACAAGAAGAGUAUCAAGGUCAUGGGAAUCAAAGAUUUCAGCUGGUCUCCGACAGACAAUAUUUUGGCUUAUUGGAUUGCUGAGGAUAAGGAUGUACCUGCAAAGGUGUCACUUGUCUCCAUACCAAGUCGAGAAGAAAUCAGAACUAAGAAUUUGUUCAAUGUAGCUGACUGCAAAAUGCACUGGCAAAAAUGUGGUGAUUACCUCUGUGUAAAAGUUGCCAGGUAUGCCAAGGCCAAGCGUGAAAAGAAUGAGGUUAAGUACUCUGGUAUUUACUACAAUUUCGAAAUCUUCCACAUGAGAGAGAAAGGCAUUCCAGUUGACAGUUUGGAAAUCAAGGAAAGCAUUCAGGCCUUUGCUUGGGAGCCAGUGAACAACAAGUUCGGCAUCAUCAGUGGUGAACCCCCAAGUGUUAAUGUAACAUUCUUCCAAGUCAACAAAGGUCAGGCUCCCUCAGAACUCAAGAAACUAGAAAAACGUCCAUGCAACAACCUCUUCUGGUCACCUCAGGGUCAGUUUGUAGUGCUGGCUGGUCUACGCAACAUGAGCGGUGCUCUGGAAUUUAUUGAUACUAAAGAUUUCCAGGUGAUGAUGAGCACAGAGCACUUCAUGGCCACUGACAUUGAGUGGGACCCCACUGGGCGUUACGUUGCUUCUUGUGUCUCUUGGUGGGGACAUAAGGUGGACAAUGCUUACUGGCUGUGGUCUUUCCAAGGGAAAAUUCUGAAGCGCCAAAAUGUAGAGAAGUUGUGCCAGUUGUUGUGGCGGCCACGACCUCCAGCCCUAAUUACAUCACAAGACAUUAAGGAUAUCAAGAAGAACAUGAAGAAAUAUGCUGCCAACUUUGAAGUACAAGAUAAAAUGAGAUACAGCAAGGCAAGUCGAGAGAUCAUAGAAAAGCGUCAGAAACAGAUGAGUACCUUCACUGAAUACAGAAAGAAGAUGAACGACAUGUUUGAAGAAGAUAAGGAGAAUCGGCUUCGUCUCCGUGAUGGGCAGGACACUGACACUCUCACUUCAAAUGAAAAUGACUUUGAGGAAGAAACUGUAGAGUUCUUAGUGAAGAAAGACACGGUAAUAGUGGACGAGUAAUCACUUGGAGUCUUACCGUCCCUUGGCUAUCUCUGGUGUGGCCUCGACAGUUGGUGGUGGUGGUAACGAAAGAUCCAGAACGUUGUCACGAAAUCUGUCUUGAUAAACUUGCAACACUUAGGUGCGUAACUAAGGGAAAAGACUCGGUGGGAUUUAAGUGGCCUACUAAGAAUUAUUCUAGUAAUCAAAUUUGAAUUUCUGAUACUUCAGUUUUUAGUGAGAAGUGUUGUGUUGCUAUUCAUGAGGUACAUGAUAUUGUGACAUUACAUAAUAUACUAUAGACUUAACUUGUGAAUAAGAUAUUUAAGCCAUGUCAUUUUGGGCUGAUUGGUGUGUUAUUUUAACUGCUAUACUCUAUUACAGUGGCUUAUAUCAUAUUCCAUUUAGGAAAAAUAUCAGUUUGGUUAUUAAAUUAUAUAUGAA
Molecule: messenger RNA, 2557 nt
Organism: Homarus americanus (American lobster)
Lineage: Eukaryota; Metazoa; Arthropoda; Malacostraca; Decapoda; Nephropidae
Gene: eIF3b
Product: eukaryotic translation initiation factor 3 subunit B-like
Exons: 13
Coding region: 50-2134 (694 amino acids)
Biological process (GO): translational initiation
Cellular component (GO): eukaryotic translation initiation factor 3 complex
Molecular function (GO): RNA binding; translation initiation factor activity; translation initiation factor binding
Source: RefSeq, a predicted model, not a curated record